UUUCAAUACAUCGAAACCUUAGCACUUCCCUGCGGUGCCUCCGGUACCCAAUUUUCGGGAGCGUCGGUACGAUAAAGGCACAAGGAGCCCAGAUAAAGGAGGGUCGGGCGUUCCCUGAUCCUUAUCCUUAUCCUGUAUUCUCCAUUGUCUCAACCUUUUCUCCUGGAUCUACCACUUCAAACCAUUCAUUUCAGCACACGGCAAUUCUACGACGACGCUUACCGAUUUCUGCGAUUGAUUAUCAAAUUUCGAUUCUUCAUUUCGACACAAUGGCCGUUCUUGGAUCAUUUCGCAAGUGGUUGAGCCUCAAGCAAUACCAGCUGGAGGUCACUUUCAGUGUGUACAUGUUCACGCCCUGGGAGAAGUUCUUUUUCAGCUCCAUUGUUUUUCUCCUCUUCAGCUUGACCUUCAUCGCCGCCUGUCUUUACCUCCCGCAUCACAUCUCUUUCCUCGUCGGUCGCGCCUGGUACUAUAUCAACGGAGAGCACAUUGACGUUGCCGAGGUGGUGCAGGAGGCUGUCAAAGAUAUGUCUGCGAGCGCGCUGUCCGGGACACCUGCGAGUGUCAUAGAUGUUACAAAGGAGACCGUCGAGACGGUUGUGAGAGAACUAUAAAAUCCAGCACUGGAUCACUCACGCAACAUUCUUGGAAAUGCAUACAUGCUGGACAUUGGCACAGAAAUGGCAUUAUAACGAGGAGGCUCUACAUAGAUGAGUCGUAAGAGCCAGUCUUUAACCAAAGAUCCGCGAGAGAUGGCUCGGGUUUCAUCUGGUAUACGAUAUAAUGGAUAUGGAUAUGGAUCUACAAUACUUUGGCCAAUAGAUGGCUGUAAUGAUAAUACACUUUUACUUGGUAA
Fusarium redolens is the source of this 856-nucleotide messenger RNA. RefSeq lists its product as uncharacterized. Bases 270 to 614 code for a protein of 114 amino acids. Lineage: Eukaryota; Fungi; Ascomycota; Sordariomycetes; Hypocreales; Nectriaceae. The record is from RefSeq and is a predicted model, not a curated record. The transcript is spliced from 2 exons.